Messenger RNA from Pocillopora verrucosa, 8047 nucleotides. NCBI's taxonomy places the organism in Eukaryota, Metazoa, Cnidaria, Anthozoa, Scleractinia, Pocilloporidae. The record is from RefSeq and is a predicted model, not a curated record.
ACUCUUAGAGACCUUCUCGGUCCUCGUGGCGAGGAAGUGAUUUGUUCUGCUGCUUUUCGGGUGUAACUCAUGCUUGCUGCACGGACAUGACGUACAGCGAGGUGAAAAAGACAUGUCUAGGAGUGUUUCUUGUACUUGUGCUCUACCCCAUUGUAGCAUAUGCAGCCCUUUAUACUGAUGGACUCUCAAGAGUUGGCUCAAACGUUUGCGAGGAGCAGAAACGUAGGUCUGUUGCGUCAUCCAUCCGAGUGACGACUGUCAACUAUGUGUACUACAAAACACGCUGUGGAGUGUUUGGUUGGAAUCGUUGCACAAAGUCCAGAACUGUUACCGGUUACAGGAGAAGGACGGUCUACCAAUGGACUACUGACACUUACCUACUAUGCUGCCGCGGAUGGCAAAGAAGAGGAGAUAGCUGCCCACCAGCAAUUUGUGAUAAUGGCUGCAGCCACGGUGGUAAUUGCACCCGUCCAAACUCAUGCAGGUGUACUCCAUUUUGGACUGGACCUACCUGUAGCAUAGAUGUAAACGAAUGCUCCCCAAACAAGGGAGGAUGUGAGCAGGGUUGUUCCAAUAAAAGAGGUGCAGCGAGAUUAUGCUAUUGCUACCCAGGGUACAAUGUAAGCAAAUUUGAUGACACAAAGUGUAAUGAUGUCGACGAGUGCACAUUCAGCUCUGCGUGCACCUGCGCUUCCGGAUCAAAUUCAUGUGGAAAACGAUGCAUGAAUACGGUUGGAAGUUUUAAAUGCACUUGUGACAAGGGAUACAGACUUCAGAGUGACACAGUAUGUACAGAUAUAGAUGAGUGCGCCGUGAAUAACGGAGGCUGCAGACGCCAGUGUGUGAACUAUCCUGGAUGGUACAAAUGCAACUGUCCGCGAGGCUUCCGCCUUGUUUCCGGAAAAGCAUGUAGAGAUAUUAACGAGUGUGUCAGCAACAACGGAAACUGCCACCAUACCUGUAGAAAUCUGUUCGGCAGCCAUCGCUGCAACUGCGAUAAGGGAUUUAAUUUAAACAGCAAUGGAAGGACCUGUUCAGACAUUGAUGAAUGCAAGUUAGGUCACGACUGUCAAGGCAUUUGUAGUAAUACUCUUGGUGGAUACAAGUGCUCCUGUAACAAAGGAUAUCAACUAACGACUGAUAACAGGACAUGCACAGAUGUCGAUGAGUGUGACCAAAAAACCAUCGCUGGAAGUAAAGAAACAGCCACUCUUUCUGGUUGUCAUCACAUCUGCACGAACGUUGAGGGGAGCUUUCAGUGUUCUUGUAGGAAAGGAUAUGCGCUGAUGUACGACAAGAGGCAGUGUAAAGAUGUUGACGAAUGCCACACUGGAAGCCAUUCCUGUGAACAUUACUGCCAUAACACGGACGGUCACUACUUUUGCUCAUGUAGACCAGGCUACACAUUGUCAUCAGACGGGAAAAAGUGCAAAGCUCAGCCUUGUGAGAAGAUUUUUUCACCACCUCAUGGCGGAAUGAAUUGUUCAGGACUUGUAACUGAUGCCACUUGUUCAUUUUCUUGCGAACCUGGAUAUGAUUUGGUUGGAUCACAGUCGAGAACAUGUCUUGCUUCUUCAAGGUGGAGCGGAAAACUUCCUUUCUGUCAAGCAAAACACUGCAAGACGCUGACCGCCCGUGGGAAUAAAACUAUUUCAAUGCCUUGUUUUACCUCCCUUGGCUCAACUUGCCAUUUUGGAUGUCGUCGUGGAUUUUUCUUGGUGGGAGACGGACAAGCCAAUUGUAGCCUUAAUUCCAAGGGUGACGACGUUUCUUGGAACUUUGGGAGGUUUUCUUGUAAAAGGAUCAAAACUUGCCAGCCAAAUCCAUGCAGAAAAGGAGGAAAAUGUUCAACGUUGAACGAAAAGGACUACACCUGCGAUUGUGAAGGCACUGGAUAUAAAGGAAGUCAUUGUGAAACUGGGCAUGUCGUGACACCGAUCUUUCCUAAACUACUUACCAAAAAGAAAUCCAGGAGGCUUUUCCUUCUAGCACGACCAUCGGGACGCCUCAGAGUAGUAUUAACAUCCGAGAAAGAAGUUACAUUUCAGCCACAAUCAGCGGUCUUUGACCCUUCAAAUACAAUGGACGGAUUUACAGUAUUAGCGGAAAAACCAGGAAUCCGAAGGAUCACAUACGAUCUUGAGGGUGAAAGUAAGAACGAUUUUGAAGCUCCAACACCAGGCGUGUUAUUCAGUGCCCCAAAAAUGUCCCUUAAUGACAGUCUCAGCACAAAAGUGUUCCUUCGCAAAGGUGAGCUACCCAUUGGCUGCGAGGAACAUCAGACAAAACUUUCAUGUGAAGUACGCCUAUUAUCUACCACACCGUGGACUAGGAAUCCUUUAUCUACCAGUGGCAUUGUGCACAUCACCGCUUCCAACAACCAAAAUAUUCCUCUCUCGUUAAUCGGUUUAAAUCCAAGGGAUGGCGUCUCGCGGGAUAAGAUGAUCGAGGCUGGUAUUUCCAUGACUUCGUCUUCCAAAAAAUACGCACUUUUGCUUUCACGAAAUGGAACAUGCCAAGCGAGAGUUACAGACUCGAACAGUCUACUUGAACUCAUACAGAAUGACGCAUUCCUGUCUUCGUUUAUGGAGGCUCUUUCAUUGAUGACACCAGAAUGGCUUUCAUUCUCUGUCGACGAGAACAACAACGCUUUUGACAUUCAGAACAUUGCUGCUAGUCUAACUUCUGGUUUGGAACACUGCUUAGGAUUUCCCUUAAAUCGAGCAUCAAGUCUCGUCUAUUACCGUCCUGUUGUGAGUUUUAAAAUUCGAGUUGCACAAACUGAUGUUUCUUUAUUCGCAGAUGGAACCACCUGCUUUGCAAUUAACAUUUGCAACCCUGGUUUGUUUGUUAGCCUUUCCGAGGGGCCUGCCUAUCUUUUAAAGAGUUCUCUGAAUAUUUUCCGAGACAUGCAGGAUAAUGGGCUCAGUCUUCAGGUGGAUUCUAUUGGCCUUCAUAGAGACAAGGAAACUAUUCGUUUUGUAAAUGGAAUUAUUUGGAAUGGCAAGAAGUUACAAAAAUUGUCCCCGCUCCCCUUCAAUAUGUGGCUAAAAGGAAACCUGAACUGGAAAUUUGGGGUUCCGAAGCUCCUUCUCUUGUCGUUUAGGAUGAGGGGGGAAGCCAUCAUCAGAACCGAACAUAUGGACAGUCUAUUUACCAUUCUCAUGUCACAACGGAUGGACAUGCAAUUAAGAGGAGAAGCAUCUCUGAAUGUUUCUGGAAGAGCACUCAGGAAAGACUUUAUCUUGAAACUUGGUUCAAUCAAAGCAAGUGGAAAAGCUCUCCUGGGAGGAAAAGGUGAAUGCAGCAAGAAUGUUCGAGGCAUCUUCUUAGAACUAGAGAAAUCUGCCAGCAACUUUUUGAAUGAAAGCCCUUUUGCAACUCACAUUCGGCCAAUAGAGAAUCAACCUGUUCGUUUGGCAAUGCUCAUGUCAGUGAGCGGAGGAAUGCAAAACACAAUUGUCAACAUGGGUGAAGUUAAAAGCUUUCUUUCCAGCAUUAUUUCCCUAAUACCUGAUCUGGAAGAUGUUGUCAUGAAAGCCAAAGAAGUUAUGCCACAUGGUGAAAUUGCUCUGCAAAAAUCUUUAGAUAUUGUUUCGGAAACGAACGUUUCCGUAAACGAACUGGAAAAGAUGAUAACUGGAGACACAAUGGAAGUUACACGAGGUCUGACUCUCCUUAACCGCAUAGAAAAUAAUUUAAAAUACUUGAUAAGCAUCACAGAUGUCAUCAUUGACCAUAUUCCCUCCUCAAGCAACAAAGGAAAAUAUGCAGAGCUUUCCACCAGAAUUGAUGGGAUUCAGGCAAGAUUUCCUCAACAAUUACGUCCCAAUCUUGACGGAGAACCAAUUGAACAAACCUUUAACGGAAUAAGCUUCUAUUUCAGAGGUAAUAUUUGCAUGAAACAUCUGUGUCUUAAGGAUUUAGGCACAACAGUUGACUACCUUACAGAGAGAAACUGCGUAUCUAACACACCACAUACAUCAGUGUUCAGAGGCAGAGGGGAAGCCUUAGUGCAGAUGGCUCUAAGUAAAGACAACAUAUUGAUACUCCCUAUGGGAAACUUCAUUGAUUUCAUCUUUCCGAGAGACUCUGAGACUGUGUCAGCUCAUUUCGUAGGAAGAAGUAGUGUUUUGGCCGUUAUUCAGCACGUUGAAGUUUCAUUAAAUGAGAAUCAGCUGUCGUUUGAAAUGCAAGGGAAGAUAUUUGAUAGAUAUAUGGCGAAUAUGGAUGUGGUGGCAAAGAUUGGUCAUGCUACAGAUUGGAGCUCCUUAAUCUUUGCAGUUAACGGACGGAUGUCAAAUUCUUCACAACUUUCAAAUCUUCUCCAAAGUCAAGUGACGACCUUCGCCAGUUUCUUAGCAGAAAGAGCUGCCAAACGAAUUGAAAGGUGUGAGAGAUCGAUUUUGAGUGCUGAAGAAAGGCUGAAGAAUGCAAAGGAGUUGGUGAAGAAGAAAAAGGCAAUUUUCGAUGAAGCGUUAUUAGAAAAGCAACGAAGGCUUUCCAGAUUCCAAAGAUUAAGCGCGGCAUAUGGGAAAGCAUCAAUAGAGCUUGAGUCUUCCUUGGAUCAGUUUUUGAAAGUAAAGAACAGAAAAACAUGUCAAUUUUUGUCCUGUGACUUUAUCGAUGCCAACACUUAUAUACCAGCGGUUUGUCAAAAGCCAGUGUUUGUGAAUUACACCGUCCCCGUUUGCCGUAAAGUAAAGGAAACGCUGAAAGAAGAAGUCAUUGUUUCAAAAGUGGUGAAGGAAAUCGAAAUGGUCCAAACUUCUAUAGUCACAGAAGGUGGUAACUGUGGGAAAUCUGGGAAUAUUUUUGCACUGGUAAAAAAGUUUUUAUUUGGCUGCGAUAGUUAUCAAAUGAAAGUACCUGGCCCUAAAAUUCCAUUCGUACAUCAUGUAACAAAGAACUUCCGCGAAUACAAAACGAAGGAAAUCGAAAGGUUUAUUUGCGAUGCAGUAAAGACGGAAACUGUAGUUUCUGGUUAUCUCAUGUAUGAGUGUCCUAAAAAUGGAAGUAUAAAAGUUCUAGAUCCAGCGUGCGUCUCGCACAACACAAAUUGCUCAUUUGAACUGGACAACCUCGCCGCUGAAAUUGAGUUUGAAAAUGAUACCAUGUUCGUGGAUUUUCAAGAUAUGCUCACGAAAGGAAAACAGUCCACCCUUGCUCAGUUGGAUCUGAAUAAGGCAGAAAUAAAGUUUGACAGUGCUGUAUGGCAGUUAGAGCUGGCUCGUGCGCGGCUUCAGCAGCGUGAGUUUACUCGAAAAGCCAUUAAUCUCAACACGGUGAAACAGAGGGAAAAACUGGGACUAAAACUUGGUAAAAACAUGAAAAAGCGUAAAGGAAAACCAUUGAUCUACGUAGAGAGUCUUGCAUUCCUUGUGGCCCUGAGCUCGUCAUCAACGAAAACGCGAUUUCCCCUCACAGCUUACGUCAGAACAUUCGAAGGCUCACAAAAAGAAAUUCAGUUUCCUAUGGACUUUAGAAACGAACAAGGUUCUCUGGCCUUAGCAUCAAAACGUAUUAUUGAGACGCUCUUUGGAACAUCAAACGGAAGAAGACGUAGGUCAGUAAGAGAGGAACCCAUCGUCUCCAAAACAAAUGACACCAACUUCUCUGUUGAAGGACACGAAUGUCAUCUUUCUAAAGAGGCCAACAUUAUAUUCUCUGAUAUCGUUGAGUCCAUGGAUUUUUCAAUCAAAAGUAAAAGGGAAAUUGAUCAAGCUGUUUUUGCAGGCAACAGACGAAUAGAAGAGCUCGAUUAUUACAACAACAACGAUGGGAACACCUCUUACAGCGAUAUGAGACAGUUUCUCAAGGAUGCUCAGCUUAACACCUCAGGAGCAACGUCUUGGAGUGACAUAUUAAAUGAUGCACGUGGAUUUCUCGAUUUCUUGACGCAGAAGAAGAACUUUACACAAUGCUCAGGGAUUCUUGAUUGUGUGGACUUCUUCUUUGACAGCCUAGAAGAAAUGUAUGAAAUGGAAAAUCACCCCAGAGCCAUUAAAAUAAAAGAAGCGCUUCGGUCUUUAAACAAGAUAAUUAGCAGUAUUUUGAGGGAGAAUAUUACUGUGUCAUUGUUGGAAAGGAAGCUAUCGCAAGCGAGGUUUUUCAUUAGUGGAAGUAAUGAUGAGAUCAUACUUUGUGGUCAGAAACCCAAAAUCAAGAAGAAUUCUCCUGCGAAAGUUGUCACGCUUCUUGGCGGAGAUAUUGAUUUUGUGUGUGAGGUUGAAAGCACUCUGGAAGUUGAAUACAUGUGGACGAAGAACGGAGAGCUUCUAGAAGGAGAAAAUGGGACCAUACUUGAGCUAAGAAGUGUCACUGAACAUAGUGAAGGAGCCUACAAGUGUCACGCUUCCAAUACAAGAGGGAGUACAGUAUCUAAUGUCACCAUCCUGGUUGUGCAUCAAAAACCACAUAUUACCGAACACCCAUUUGAUAAUCAGAAGCUCGUUGGCGAUGAAAAUGUGUGGAUGGUCUGCAACAGCACUGGUGUUCCAAGGCCAUCAACAGAGUGGUUUUUUACUCCAAUGAAAGGGAUGGGCCAGUAUGCUGUUCGGCUCAACGUGACGGGUCCAGUUCUAGAAAUAGGAAAUCCGACGACAGAAAAUGCUGGCUUUUAUUACUGCAACGUGUCUAAUUUACAUGGUGCUGUUCAAAGUAGAAUUGCACGACUGGACAUUUUAAGAUUCAUCCCGGGCGUACCUAGAAUUGCUCUCAGUGUGAAACUAAAGCAGUGCAUUUCCACGCCCUCUGUUGUAAAGAGCAGCUUAGAUAAUUGCAAAGGAAAUAAAAUAGACAAAUUCCAACAGAUAGAUACCAUGGGCUACCGACAUAUUACUCAAAAAAUGUUGGAGCAAAUGAGUUGGCCAGUGAAAAAAACACAUGAUGAGUAUUACACACCAUUUCCAGCUGCUGUGAUCUCGUUCGUUCUUCAAGGCGAAGAUCCUAUCACACCAGAGGGAAAGAAACUCGAAGCACUCAAUGAAUUCUCACUUUCUAGAAUACGCAUAGGAAACAGUAUAGAGAGGCUUUAUGCUUCUCUAAAGGACGAGAAGGUGAAGACGCGUUGGGGAAACUUGACAAUAACUGGUGACGAGGAUGGCCUUGUUGUCGAAUUUCCUUCGCAAAAAUGUCCAAGUGGCACGAGAACUCAUGAAGAUGGGUAUUUAUGCGUGUAUUGUCCACCUGGUUACUAUGAAAUCGGAAAUAGAACUUGUGAACCAUGCCCUGUUGGCACAUAUCAGCCUGAUGACGGGAGCACAAAAUGUGUCAAGUGCCCUCAUCGAGUUUCAUAUACAGAGCCUGGAGCGGUACGAGAAUCUCUCUGCAUCGAUAUAUCCAAACCAUGCACCAAGCCUCCUAUAAUAGACGUCGUCCAUGCUCAACUGCCAAAUAGCACAAAAACUCUCUAUCGUAGCGGUCAAACCUUUGAAUUUGAGUGUCAGCGUGGGUACAAAGUCCAAGGAAAUGCAACAACAGAGUGUAAAGAAGGAAACUGGACCAAGUCUGACUUUCACUGUGAAGAGACUUGCUAUCCACCCUGGACUGAGCUAAAGAAGCAUUGCUACUUGGUGGUAGAGGCACAGGGCCACCGUUGGAUGGACGCGCUGAGCCAAUGUCUAAGCCUCAAUUCACAGAUGGUCAUCAUAUCCUCAGAGGAGGAAAACGAAUUUGUCAAACAGCUUUCUAAGGUUUAUCUUAGAGAGAAGAAAUGGACCCAAGCUCACAUGUGGCUCGGGCUAAGGAAGAUGCACGCCAUUGGUAAUUUUCUAUGGGUUGAUGGGAGUCCUUUAAAGGGAUACACUAACUGGAUCCCUGGAGAACCAAACAACGCAAGAGGUCAAGAACUGUGUACCGAGAUUUUGGUCUCUGGUAAAUACCGGUUGGGCAAGUGGAACGAUGUGAAUUGUAACAUAGUCCAUUACAAACCUCUCAUGGUCUGUGAGAAACCCCUCCGACAGGGAGAAUAAAAGUACUGAUUUAGUUGCUUUCCGCAAUUUUUAAGAUACAUUUUGCUGAUUAGUUCUGUAGCUGUGCGGGAAGA